Salvia miltiorrhiza (redroot sage) is the source of this 3051-nucleotide messenger RNA. Its product is annotated as protein TRANSPORT INHIBITOR RESPONSE 1-like. The record is from RefSeq and is a predicted model, not a curated record. NCBI's taxonomy places the organism in Eukaryota, Viridiplantae, Streptophyta, Magnoliopsida, Lamiales, Lamiaceae. Bases 604 to 2400 code for a protein of 598 amino acids. The transcript has 5 exons. Gene Ontology annotation, cellular component: SCF ubiquitin ligase complex. Gene Ontology annotation, biological process: SCF-dependent proteasomal ubiquitin-dependent protein catabolic process.
AUCUACGUACCUGGCUGGGUUCGCUUCGUUAUAAAUAUGAAAAAAAAUCAUUUCUUUUUUAGGCUCCUUUUAUGCAGCAGUAGCCAGUCGUAAGUAGUAACAGUAAUUAUUUGUUAUUAAUUAUUAAUUUUUUAUAUCUUUGGUGUAAUAAAAUAUGCAAGUGGGUUGUCUGAGCUUUUCUUUGGCUCUUGGGUUCAUCCAAGCAUUCAAUCACAGAGAGGUAAAUCUCCACAGUUCUUUCUACAGCUUUUCUCUUCUUUCUAUUUUUAGCUGCUUCACUUCAUUGUCUGAUCCAAUCACUGUUGCACACAUGUUGAUGUUGCUAUUUCGGAUUCUGUUUAUAUCAUUGUAAUGAUCUGGAAACGCCUCUGGAUCUAUAGAUUCUGUUGAAUAUUGCUCGACGGAUCUCUGUUUUGUGUUGUGGGAAUUGGGUAGUUGAUUGUUUAUGAAGGGGAAUGUUGUGAUUGAUUUCACAUUUCCGUGACUAUUUUCUCUCUUUUCUUUGGCGGAAUGGUUUUCGAUUUUUCUGGCAAAAGGGUGUUGGCGAGUGCAGUUGAAAGAUGUGCAGCUUAGGCGGGGGUGUGAGAUCUUGUUGAGGCCUAAAUGAAUCCAUCCUCCGAAAGCGAAAUGGAUCCAGAGCCGAAGAAAGCUGAGGAUUUGCCAUCAAACUCUGAAAAUUCCCAUGGGCCAGUUCACCCUCAAUCACCAUUCCCAGAUGAAGUGCUAGAGAAAGUCCUCUCAUUCGUAGAUUCACAUAAAGACAGGAGCUCAAUCUCCCUUGUGCGCAAAGAUUGGUAUAAUGCUGAGAGAUGGACAAGAUCAAAGCUUUUUAUUGGAAACUGCUAUGCAGUGUCACCAGAAAUAGUGGCUAGAAGGUUCCGAAGAAUUAAGAGUGUUACACUUAAAGGGAAGCCAAGAUUUUCGGAUUUUAAUAUGUUGCCACUGGAUUGGGGUGCUAAUGUGCAUUCUUGGUUGGUUAUGUUUGCCAAAGUUUACCCGUUCUUGGAGGAGCUGAGACUUAAGAGGAUGACCAUCACUGAUGAGGGUCUGGAGCUCUUGGCGAAGUCAUUCCCUGGCUUCAAGGCUUUAUCUUUGUCCAGUUGUGAUGGAUUCACUGAAAAUGGGCUCAAAGCAAUUGCCAGUCAUUGCAGGCACUUGACUGAGCUCAACAUACAGGACAGUAUAACAGAGGAAGUUGGUGGAGGUUGGUUGAGUUGCUUCCCGGAAAACUUUGCUUCACUGGAAAUACUAAACUUUUCUAGUCUCAAUGGUGAUGUCAAUUUUGAUGACUUGGAGAGACUUGUGAGUCGGUGCAAACUAUUAAGAGUUCUGAAGGUCAAUGAGAGUAUUACCUUGGAUCAAUUGCAACGGCUGCUUGUGCACGCUCCUAGAUUAACAGAGCUUGGCACCGGUUCCUUCCAGCAAGAACUCACGCCUCGCCAAUAUGAAGAGAUUGAAACUGCAUUUUGUAAUUGUAGAAAUCUCCAGGUUCUUUCAGGUUUGUGGGAAGCAACUUCCUUAUAUCUCCCUCUUCUUUAUGGAGCUUGUGCCAGCCUGACUUUCUUGAACUUGAGCGAUGCGCCCCUUCAAAGUGGUGAAUUUGCAAAGCUUCUUGCUUACUGCCCCAAUUUACGAUGCCUUUGGGUAAUUGAUACAGUAGAAGACAAGGGGCUCGAGGCUGUUGGUUCGAGCUGUCCCUUGCUUGAAGAGCUACGAGUCUACCCUGCUGAUCCAUAUGACCGGCAUCAUCGUGAUGGGGUGACUGAAUUAGGUUUCUUGGCAGUGUCUCGUGGAUGCCCCAAACUCCACUAUGUUCUCUACUUCUGCAGGAGGAUGACUAAUGCUGCUGUCGUGACCAUAGUGCAGAACUGCCCUGAUUUUACCCACUUCCGUCUAUGCAUUAUGACCCCAGGCCAACCAGAUUACCUCACAAACGACCCCAUGGAUGAGGCCUUUGGCGCUGUUGUCAAAACCUGCAUGAAAAUUAAGAGGCUUUCAGUUUCGGGCCUUCUAACUGAUCGAACAUUUGAGUAUAUUGGCAAGUAUGCGAAAGAUCUUGAGACACUGUCUGUGGCUUUUGCUGGCAGCAGCGAUUGGGGAAUGCAGUGUAUCAUGGAAGGCUGUCCUAAGCUGAGGAAGCUCGAGAUUAGAGAUUGCCCCUUUGGAGAUGCUGCUCUGCUGUCUGGACGAGAGAAAUAUGAGAUGAUGCGAUCAUUAUGGAUGUCCACGUGCAGUGUGACCAUGAAAGGCUGCAGACUACUCGCAAGGGAGUUUCCAAGACUCAAUGUAGAAGUGAUUAGAGAGGAGGGAGGUGAUGAAGAUCAAGCUCACAAAGUGUACGUCUAUCGUUCUGUAGCAGGGCCAAGACGGGAUGCCCCGCCAUUUGUUCUCACAGUUUGACAGUGAAGGGAAAACCAAAACCAUUCUUGAACAACACUUCUAUAUGCUUGGGGGUCAGAAGUAAUGAAAAGUGAAGUGGUUUUGUGCAGAGAUACUUGUAUUGGAAAAUUGAAGUUUUUCAAAGAAAAUAUAAAUAAGAGAGGAGGUAAGUAGUGAAGUUUACAUGGAUAUGAGGCCUCCAGUAUGUGAAUUUGUAGGGGGGGCAUUUUCUUUGUCAAUUCUUGAAAAAUUAGUAGAGAAUCAAAUUCCACGAGAAGAUCUCUGCCCCCUUAGUUGAUUUUUUCCCUAUGUUUCUUGUUGUAUUGUUGUCAAUGGCUUAAGGCUGUUAGAAUUCGUAGCCAACGAACGAUUAACGGUGAUGAGGUGGCGCUACGCGUUCGUGGCGAGUGUCAGCUGUAUCUGAAAGAUCUUAUAUCAGAAAGGUGGAGCUGAUUGGAAGUUGAAUGGUAGUUAUUUAUGGUGUUAGUUUUAACAUCAUUUGUGUAAGUGCAUGGGAUGUUCACUAAUCUGGGAUUAAGGAUGGAUAAUGAGGUACAUGUUGUUUUAGGUAAUUGUUACUAUGAUGUUUCUCCUUUGACUCUCAUCAUCAACAUCUUUUCUUCUGUACAUGCAUGAAUUUUGUGAGGAAUGCCAGUUUCAGGCUUUGAAAUU